Messenger RNA from Linum tenue, 849 nucleotides. NCBI's taxonomy places the organism in Eukaryota, Viridiplantae, Streptophyta, Magnoliopsida, Malpighiales, Linaceae. The record is from the annotation of a GenBank genome assembly.
AAACCCCUUCCUACCCUUCCUUCUUCUUCACUGCCAUCGACCUUAGAUCUCUGCCGUCAAAUGAAGGGUUAAUUGCAUCAAAUACCACUUAAGUGGGGUUAUUGUUGCAGGAUUACCACUUAAACAGAAUUAGUAGCAACUAAAACCUCUAAGUCAUUCUCCGGUAGCAACAAUACCAAUUCCGUCAACGGAAGUAACGGCAGGUACCAUAGAGGUAAUUUUCCUGACACGUAGUCAGGAUAGGUCAGCACCUCUUGCUGACUCAUCUUUGGAUUUUCUUCCCGCUCAUUUCUUCCCGCCAUUAUCCCGCUCCUCUGCUGUAGUAUAUAUGCUUCCUGCCCCAUCUUCUUUUUGAGAACCCCCUUCUCACAUUUCAUUUCUGCCCACUGCCCACUUCCUCCUUCCUCUAAGUCGGUCGACAAUGGCGGCUGCAAGUCCACUGUGCCGGUGCGCGGUACCGGCGGUUCUUCGAACUUCAUGGACCGAUGCCAACCCCGGAAGACGAUUCUUCGGCUGCGUCAAUUACCGGGGUGCAAAUGCAUGUAAUUAUUUCCGUUGGAUUGAUCCACCACUUGAAGAUAAUAUUAAGCGCCUUGUUCUCGCCUUGCACAAGAGAAUCCGAGAGGUGGAGAGGAGGAACGAUCGCAGCUCAUUUGUCCGAGAAGUCAGCAAAGGUUUUUUUAUUGUGGUUGGAGAUUUUUUGGCAAAGAGUGUGAUGAAUUCCCUGUUUGGAAUCAAGGAAUGAGGUGGCAACCUGUUGUGGAUUAUGUAAUGAGUUGUGGAACCUGUUCUGGAUAAUGUAAUGUGUUAGGGAACUUGUUUUGAAUGAUGUACUGGAUUAUGUAAUGA